AUGGACGAAGAAAUAAAGCCGAUGGCAAGCCUGGAAACCGCACCGCCGCCGCUGAACACUGAGGAGCCGCUUGGGGAGGGAGUCGAAGGAUUGCGUGAUGAACAAGAAAUGGAAGAAGAGCUCCUCAACCCACCUCAAUCAAGUGACGCACAAGAAAAGGAACAACAAGCACAAAUGGCUUCCGAAGAAAAGGCGAAACUUGAGCAAAUCGUCUUCAAUCAAACACAAGAGCUGGACCAAUUGCGACUUCAAAUGAAAUCAAUCUCGUCACGGAAUCAGGAGCUCACUAAUCAGAUUGCAAACUCAACCGCCGAAAUCGCUUCUAAAGACAACAAAUAUCGUCUGAUGGAGACGUCGCGCGAUGAUACCGCAUUUAAAAAGAUUCAAUCCGACGAGGUGGCUGAGAAAUACAAGCGCGAGAAGGAGGAACGCGACACUUUGGUCCGAUCGAUUACCCGUGAGAAGAAUAUGCUAAAUGAGGAAAUCGUGUCGGUCAAGGAGCGCCUGAAGAAUGUGAACACCGAGAAGAUGGAGCUGGUCGCCGAGAAGAAAGCCUGGGAUCGGGAGAAGCGGGAAAAUCAAUGUGAGCUUCAACGCGUUCGUGACGAGAUCGCCGUGCUACGAGAAAGCAAGAAGUGGCUUCUCUCCGAGAUCAACGAGCGUGAUAACAAAGUUUCGCAGUUGAGGAUUGAUGCUAGCAACAAGGAGAUUGUGUGGCAAAACGAGAAAAACAAUUUCUCCACGAAGGCCGAUUUCCUCAACGAGCGCAUCGUCGAACUGGAGGCCGAGUUGAAGAACGCCGAAGCGACAGCCGCCGAACAAACGAAGGAAUUCAGGAAGGCUCUCGAUGUGCAAGAAAAGCGUGUGUUCGAGGCAGAUUACGAGUUGACGCUGAGGGAGAAGAUCACACAAGACUACAAGGAUGCGCUCAACGAGGCAGAGGGGGUGAUUGCCGAGUUGAAGGCCAACUGCCAGCGUUACGAGUCAAGCAUUGGCGAGUUGCACGAAGACAUGAAGAAUCUCCGGGAGGUCGUCCAAAAGAAGGAAGAAGACUACGAGAACGAACUGAAAGAACGGAGCACGCAAAUUGCCGAGCUGCAAGACGAAUUGGAGAAAGCGAACGAGUUGCUGAAGAGCCGUUAUAGUGUUGGAGCUGCCACUGACGAAGAGUUACAGAAGAUAGCUCCAGCCGCCGCUGCCGCCAGUCAACUCAUUCGCUCCGGGAUGACACUAUCUCAACUUUACAGAGAAUACGCACGUGUCAUUGGCGAACUCGAAGAACAAAAAGUCCUUAAUUUGCAAUUGGACAAUGAGAUGAGCACGAUCGUCGAAGAGAUUGAAAAAAAUGCUCCUAAUUGGAAACGACAGAAGGAACAGCUCGAUCGAUCGCUCACACACAAUGAUCAUCUCACCGAACAACUCGAGAAAGCCGCUGAUGAACGAAUGUCGCUUUUACAACAGAAAGACUCGGCACUGCGCGAGUUGUCGUUCACAAAGAUGGAACUCGAGCGCUUCCAACGAGAACAUACAAAAUUGAGAGAACAAACGACCCAUCUCCUCUUUGUCAUCGAAAGUGAAGCAAGAACAUCGAAUGGUGGCCCGCCACUUGGCGCAGAUGAACAGCGACGAAUGUACACAUCGAUCACCGGUCUCCAACAAAAGAACAUCCAACUGCAGAUGGAAUUAGAAAAUGUUCAGCGCGAUUCACAAAAGAGAGUUGAAGAUGCCGUUAGAAUAGAAUCGGUUCGCCUCCGUGAAGAGCUUGAAACCUCGAAGAAGGAACACGAGAAUUUGCAAGUGGCGAUGAACCAUCUGAAGACGGUGAUGGCCAGUUUGGAACAGCAAAGAGACCGCCUCAGAGAUCUCGUUGAAAAGGGUUCGUUGGAUCCCGAGGCCGCGCAACUACGCAAAGAAAACGAGGAUAUGAAACUGGAGCUCACGUCGAUCAAAGCCCGGUAUCAACUACUCGAGAAUCGCCUCAAGGAACUUCAGGAGGCAUCAACAACACAACAAAGGUAUGAAAAGCAACCACAAAAUAGAACAGAAAAA
Molecule: messenger RNA, 2049 nt
Organism: Mesorhabditis belari
Lineage: Eukaryota; Metazoa; Nematoda; Chromadorea; Rhabditida; Rhabditidae
Source: the annotation of a GenBank genome assembly